CUGAUGACGACGUUGGUACCUCUACUCCAGCACUACAAGUCUGGCGGCUAUCCCCGCUGGUACUUGGCUGAUUAACCUCAGAGCAUCCCAGUCGUCAACUCGUCUGAUGCUUCUCCGUUGUGCCCAUUCGUUCGCCUGCCUACAAACCUGACCCUUCUGUAUUCCUUGUACUUGAUCAACACUUGCACCGACGGGCGAUCUGCCUACUUCGAUACCAUGAUGAUCUACUGCGCACACACUCACCGUUGUACACUCUGAACGCAGUCCCAAACCUGGCAAUCGACGAGCAUGACACCACGCUCUACAGACGCACCUAAUCUGACCAGUUACGAAGCCUCGCGUCUCUAUCUGACCGGCAGCGGGCAAGACGUACCCGUGCGCCAUCAUGUCCUGCUCCCCUGCUUCCAAACGGAAUCGUAAACCUUCGCCGACUGCGCUAGCUCAGCCUUCAACUUCGCAAUAUACUGCUGUAAACGAGCAACCAGUCCUGCAGCUUGUAGCUCCUGCGACCCAAACAAGCGACGAAGUUUCGAUGAGUGCGCAGGCCAUACAAUCUCCUGCUUCUGGUCAUCGAAAGCGCAAAUCUGUUAGUUUGGGCCAGCAGACGAACAACAUGAAGGAUACGAGCGCUGGUGCAAAAGCACAGAAUAGUGCGGCAUUGGUCCAAGCGGAUCAGGUUGAUACUUCUACGCAAGAGCCAAAGAUCAAGAAGAGCCGGACAAACACGCCUUGGACCCCAGCAGAGGAACUAAGGCUCAAACAAAUGAGAGAUGCGGGCAAUAGCUGGAGCGAAAUUGCGAAGACUUUCCCGCAACGAACAGAAGGCAGCGUGAAAAAGCAUUGGUACAAGGAUAUGCACUAUGCCGAGUUUGCGGAGGAUGAAAGCACAGCGUUACUUGCCGCGAUCAAGGAAUACGACGCCAACAAGUGGAAAGCUAUCGGCCAGAAAGUUGGCAAGCCCGCAAAAGCUUGCGAACAGUAUGCCAAAGAGCAUUUCGGUGGAAAGUAUUGAUAGUGUUGAGCACCGUCUGCAUCUUCCCGGUUUUAGCGCAAUGGACCCGCUUUAUGAUACCAGCUUUCCGAUUGUGGUCGAGCUGUGCACGUGUACAACUUUUCCUAUCUCCUUUGGUUUCAUCGGAGUAUUUGGUAACGGCUUCCGGCUGCGGGGUACACAAUGGUUCGUAGCCAAGUCAGCAUCUCUUUCGCUUUCACCACGCCGAUCAUUCUUUGCGCGCCUUCUUUGUAGUGCCAAAGGCGUUACUAUCGCCCUGGGUCGUUGGAUCGACGAUCAUAUGUAGCGCAGUCUGGCAACCUUCAUGCUCUGUGUCGACUGCGAUGCGAAGGUAUCGUCAGUGUCGUCGUGGAGGUAAUGCACAAUUAUAUGAUCGAC
This is a messenger RNA of Didymella exigua CBS 183.55, 1390 nucleotides long. RefSeq lists its product as uncharacterized. The transcript is spliced from 6 exons. Gene Ontology annotation, biological process: positive regulation of transcription by RNA polymerase II; mitotic cell cycle. Bases 386 to 1012 code for a protein of 208 amino acids. Gene Ontology annotation, molecular function: RNA polymerase II cis-regulatory region sequence-specific DNA binding; DNA-binding transcription factor activity, RNA polymerase II-specific. Gene Ontology annotation, cellular component: nucleus. Lineage: Eukaryota; Fungi; Ascomycota; Dothideomycetes; Pleosporales; Didymellaceae. The record is from RefSeq and is a predicted model, not a curated record.